AAAACCUGAAAAAGGAGUCCAGUACCUAAUCGAGCGAGGGUUUGUGCCAGACACUCCGGUCGGUGUCGCCCACUUCCUCCUGCAGAGGAAAGGUCUCAGCAGACAGAUGAUUGGAGAAUUUUUGGGAAAUCGGCAAAAACAGUUCAACCGGGAUGUGUUAGACUGUGUUGUGGAUGAGAUGGACUUCUCAACAAUGGAACUGGAUGAAGCACUCAGGAAAUUUCAGGCUCAUAUCCGUGUUCAAGGAGAAGCCCAGAAGGUAGAACGGCUCAUUGAAGCUUUUAGCCAGCGAUACUGUAUCUGCAAUCCAGGUGUUGUGAGACAAUUCAGAAAUCCUGAUACCAUCUUCAUUCUGGCCUUCGCCAUCAUCCUGUUAAACACAGAUAUGUACAGCCCGAACGUGAAACCUGAGCGCAAAAUGAAGCUCGAAGAUUUUGUCAAGAAUCUAAGGGGUGUGGAUGAUGGUGAGGACAUCCCCCGAGAAAUGCUCAUCGGGAUUUAUGAGCGAAUCCGCAAACGGGAGCUGAAGACCAAUGAGGAUCAUGUGUCCCAAGUCCAGAAGGUUGAAAAACUCAUAGUAGGAAAGAAACCGAUUGGAUCUCUCCAUCACGGACUUGGUUGUGUCCUCUCUCUGCCGCACCGGAGGCUUGUUUGCUACUGUAGGCUGUUUGAAGUUCCAGAUCCAAAUAAACCUCAGAAGCUUGGAUUGCACCAGCGAGAAAUAUUUUUAUUUAAUGAUCUUCUUGUGGUGACCAAGAUUUUUCAGAAGAAGAAGAACUCUGUCACGUACAGUUUUCGACAGUCGUUUUCCCUCUAUGGAAUGCAAGUUCUUCUUUUUGAGAACCAGUAUUAUCCCAAUGGUAUUCGGCUCACAUCAGCUGUUCCAGGAGCAGAUAUAAAAGUACUAAUAAAUUUCAAUGCACCAAAUCCUCAGGACAGGAAGAAGUUUACAGAUGAUUUGAGGGAGUCGAUUGCAGAGGUUCAAGAAAUGGAAAAGCACAGAAUAGAGUCUGAGCUAGAAAAACAGAAGGGCGUGGUGCGUCCGAGCAUGUCUCAGUGCUCCAGCCUGAAAAAAGAUUCUGGCAACGGGACUCUGAGCAGAGCCUGCCUGGACGACAGCUACGCCGGCGGGGAGGGGCUGAAGCGGAGCGCGCUGAGCAGCUCGCUCAGGGACCUGUCGGAGGCAGGCAAGCGUGGGCGACGCAGCAGUGCAGGAUCGCUAGACAGCAAUAUGGAAGGGUCCAUCAUUAGCAGUCCUCACAUGCGCCGAAGAGCUACAUCAACCCGAGAGUGUCCAUCUCGCCCUCACCAGACUAUGCCUAACUCCUCCUCACUCCUAGGUUCCUUGUUUGGUAGUAAAAGGGGAAAGCCACCUUCCCAAGGCCAUCCA
Merops nubicus (carmine bee-eater) is the source of this 1390-nucleotide messenger RNA. Its product is annotated as IQ motif and SEC7 domain-containing protein 1-like. NCBI's taxonomy places the organism in Eukaryota, Metazoa, Chordata, Aves, Coraciiformes, Meropidae. Gene Ontology annotation, molecular function: guanyl-nucleotide exchange factor activity. The annotation marks the transcript as partial. Gene Ontology annotation, biological process: actin cytoskeleton organization; regulation of ARF protein signal transduction. The record is from RefSeq and is a predicted model, not a curated record. The transcript has 11 exons.